Hypanus sabinus (Atlantic stingray) is the source of this 5450-nucleotide messenger RNA. RefSeq names its product shiftless antiviral inhibitor of ribosomal frameshifting (gene shfl). Gene Ontology annotation, biological process: viral translational frameshifting; innate immune response. The transcript is spliced from 9 exons. NCBI's taxonomy places the organism in Eukaryota, Metazoa, Chordata, Chondrichthyes, Myliobatiformes, Dasyatidae. Bases 103 to 1092 code for a protein of 329 amino acids. Gene Ontology annotation, molecular function: ribosome binding; sequence-specific mRNA binding. The record is from RefSeq and is a predicted model, not a curated record.
CGACGAAAGUGAAAGUAUACAGAAUCAGGAAAUUGCGUUUGAUGGGCAGAAAGAAGAGGAAAAGCCGCGCAGAUUAACUUGUAUUUUGUUUGUAAUCUCAACAUGUCCCGUCGCGUGUUGCAGCAAAGAAUUGAGCUGGAGAAAAGUGUGAGGCGAUUACGGGAGACGUUCCAGGGCAAAGUAUCCUUGGACAUGGCUGUGCUGCUGAUGAAAAGAUAUCACUGUGAUUACUCACUGGUCUCCAAGUACAUUAUCCUGAUGGCCACAGAUCAGGAUGCAGGGGGGUUGGAUGCCGAUGAUAGGCAGGAGAUAGAGGACGAUGCAGUAAUCAAGGCAGUUAUUGAGAAGCUUCAGGAUGAAGAGAACAAGGCAAAGACCAAGGCAGUUAUUGAGAAGCUUCAGGAUGAAGAGAACAAGGCAGAGCCCAAGAAAAUCGUGUCGGAGUUGACGGUGAAGAACUUGGCGAAGUUUAACUUGGCGAAUGUGAGUUCAGUUCCACACGAGGACCGGCAGUUCUCCUGUAGCCAGUGUGACAGGUUUUGGUGGAGGAGAGUUCCUGCAAGGAAACAGGUGUCCAGGUGUCGCGGGUGCAGGAAAAAGUACGACCCAGUGCCUUACGACAAGAUGUGGGGUUAUGCAGAGUUCCACUGCCAGGAGUGUUGCCACGUCUUUGGGGGAUUUGGCCAGAUGGGUGUCCCUGCGCCGUGCUACAUCUGCCAGAGCCGUGUGAUUCCCACCCGUAUCCUCCCGCCAAAGAAAAGUAUGGGAUCGCGCAGUUCCAAGCCACACAGCUGCUUCGCGGAGGACUGCUACAACCGCAGAGAACCUCACAUUCCUGGCAUCCACUGCGUUCAUCCGCGCAGUCGGCAACGUAGAGGCCUCCCGAAGGUGCUGUACCCAAGUCCGCCGCAUGACAGCACGGGCUCCACCAUCAACACCUGCCUUAGCCAGGGCAGUCUGAUGGAGUGCCAGGUGGACGACAUCAUCGCAGAGGACCUCCGCGAGACGGACGGCGAGUACGACGAUGGAACUGAGGAAGACGAGGAUUCGACGGAGAAGUCAGACAGUGUGAACAAUGAUAACGAUGAUUAGUGGUGAAUCCUGAGUGCAGUUGUGUAAUGCAGCCUGCCCUCAGCAGGAGGGCCUUGGGGAGGGAAUAGGAACCGACCCAAAGUGAUAGUUUCUCUGAGGGUGGUCUUGCUGAAAUUCACCCACCCAAGAAGGAGAAAAUUUGCAAAACAAAUACAUGCUUUAAUUCCAUGUAAAUUAAAAAUUAAAUAAUUGACGCUUGGGCUCUGUUCCCAGGUGAUGGAUAUUUCCUUCCAAUGACCAGUCAAGGGAGGUGUGAUGGAGUGCUUACUCUGUGUGUGUGGUCAGGGAGGUGUGAAGGACGAGAGAGAGAGAGAGAGAGUGUGUGUGUGUGUUCGUUGAUUGGAUCUGUAAUUAGCUGCUUCAAGUGAAAAGUUGAAGCUGUGAAUUUUUUUUAGGCAUCACUUGGUGUUCUCUUUAUCUGUGGCUUGUGUGAGUGGCUCUUUUUAUGAUCUGUUCCUGAGCUGUGAUCCAUUCCUGGGCAGUGAUCAUUCAUAGAAAUAGAAACAUAGAAAAUAGGUGCAGGAGUAGGCCAUUCAGCCCUUCGAGCCUGCACUGCCAUUCAGUCUGAUUAUGGCUGAUCAUCCUACUCAGAACCCUGUACCUGCUUUCUCUCCAUACCCCCUGAUCCCUUUAGCCACAAGGGCCAUAUCCAACUUCCUCUUAAAUAUAGCCAAUGAACCAGCCUCAACUGUUUCCUGGGCAGUGAUUGUUCCUGGCUGGUGAUCAUUCAUGGGCAGUGAUCAUUCCUGGGCAGUGAUCCAUUCCCAAGAGGUGAUCCACAUUUCAUUGCUGAAUGCGUUGAGAUUUCUUUUGCUUUUAGCUGUAAGGCAGCUUACCAAAGGACUACUGUCAUUGGGCAGUAAUACCAGUGUACCUACACUAACCAAUCCAAUUAAUCUGUCUUAUUUCUUUAAUUUAAUUUAGUCAUGGAGUCGUACAGCACGAAAGCAGGGCCUUCAGACCAACUGGUCUCUGCUGACCAAAAUGCCCCAUCCAAGCUGGUCCCAUUUGCCUGUUUGACCCUUAACUGCCAAAACCUCUCCAUGUACCUGUCCAACUGUGUUUGAAAAGUUGUUCUUGUACCUGCUAACUGUAACAGAUUCCUGUUAGACCACAAGAGAUAAGAGCAGAAUGAUGUCAUUGAGCCUGCUCCGCUAUUCCAUCAUGGCUGAUUUAUUAUCCCUCUCAACCCCAGCUUUUCUAGUCCUGUGAUUUAUGUUUGUCCGGCGUUUCCUCCUUUGCUCACUGCUCUGAGUAAGCUCCCCACUUGGCAGCACCAAUGUCAGCAGUCAAUAUUUGAUGAGGAUCUGUCCCCAAGCUGGUUCACGUCCAUGCUGCUCUUUGCAACUCAGAACCACCCCAGUCUAAGACUUCGCUUGCUGAGACUACUCUCUUUCACCUGCCUGGGCAAUGGGCUUGUCAUUCUCCGCUCUAAACCUCUCCUGCUCUUGGUCUCUGAGGUGCUCCUUAAAAGAGCUUCUUGGCUAACUUUUCAACUGUCUGAUUGUUUAGCCUGUUGGACCUUGGGACAAAUCACUGCACUAAAGGUGCCAUCUAAACAGUCGAUUCUCCUGAAGGGUCUCUGCCUGAAAUCUCGACUGUUUGUUCUCCUCCUUGGAGGCUGCUUGACCUGCUGAGCUCUUCCAGCACUUUGUCAGUUGGCUCUCCUGGACUCUUGAGUUUUCCAAAUGUUACCUCUUCCCUAAUCAGAAGCAGGUUUAUUAUCACUGACGUGUCUUGUGAAAUGUGCUGUUCUGAAUGUGAAUGUACAAUGCAAUUCAGAAAAAAACUAUAAACUACAAUAUAUAGGCAGAAAUAGGUAGUGUUCAUGGAUUGGCUUGAUGUCUGAUGACAAAGGAGAAGAAACUGUUCCUAAAUUGCUAAGGGGGUGUUUUCAGGCCCCUGUACCUCCUCUCAAAUAGUAGUAAUGAGAAGAUGGCACAUCCUGGGUGAUGGGGGUUCUUAAUGAUGGAUGCCAACUUUUAGAGGCAUCGCCUUUUGAAGAGGUCCUCGAUGGUGGGGAGGCUGUUAUCCUUGAUGGAGCUGGCUGAGUUUGCAACCGCUUUAAACUUCUUGAGUUUUUAAAACUCGUAAUCGGUUCUUGGCCAGCUCUCUUAGCAUUCCUUCUGGUGUCAGAGGGUUUUGUACUAAACCAGCUGAUGUUCAAGUCAUCUCCUGGAACCUGCUGUAUGACUCUGAUGGGAGAAAGAUAUGCCCUGUGGAAUCUCAAAGGAGCUUGCUAGCUCUGGUUACUGUAUUCAGAUUCCUGGAGACUGUUGGAGGUUUGGAAUCCCUGCCUGUAUUUUUGUACACAGUGGCACUUCAGUGAGAAUUUUUUUUCCUAAAGGUACUUUCUUGCACAUUUCUUCCCCUUCCCUGAGGUCUCAUGCCAGUCUGCUGGGGAUUGUGUUGACGAAACACAGGGGUUGUUGUAGCUGAAUUGCACCCACCUGUCUGCGUGCCCUCUCUGUCUAGAUUACAGUGCCAGAGAUUGUUGUCCCAGUCACAGCCACUGAACCCAAUGAUGCUGUUUGUCAGAGGAGAGGAGGCCACUGUUACAAGCUCAAUGGAGAUCCCUUAGCCUCGCUCAAACACUUCUCAUCAGCAUCCCUCAGAACUUUGGGUUUACACCUCAUGAGAAGCUCGCUGAGGGAGUGCUGCACUGACAGAGGGACCAGGGACUAAGCUGACCUCCAUUUAAGGCCAUGCACAUUUCCUCUGAACACAGGCAUAAAGAUCCUGUGGACAAAGUCAGUCGAUAUUUGCUGAGGAUUUGUCUUUAUUGUUGCUGUAUAUAGCUUCCCCUUCUGGGUUUUAGCCAGUCUUAGUAAGCUGUUCACCAAAGACCAGUCAGAUAAGCGUCAGUCCCAGGCAGCAUCUGAGCACCACAUUACCAUUAUCACACCUCGCACUCUUCCAAGCCGAAGUGUUUGUGUCCGGUUGUUUUGCCUUUCCGACCCUUCACACUACACUCACUUUUAGACCCAACAUGAGGAAAUCUGCAGAUGCUGGAAAUUCAAACAACAGGACUGACGAAGGGUCUCGGCCCGAAACGUCGACAGCGCUUCUCCCUAUAGAUGCUGCCUGGCCUGCUGUGUUCCACCAGCAUUUUGUGUGUGUUGUUCUUUUAGAACUGCCGUUUUUAUAUUUGAUUUUCUGCCUGUCUCUUUCUCUCUUUUUCUCUCUCCUCUCUAUUUCCUCCCACUUUCUAUCAAUUUUAUCUUUCACUUAAUAUUAUCAGUCCCCUUUACACUCUGCCUCUCCCUCUCCAUGUAAAGUUUGCUCUGUCCACUCCCCUUCUCCCUCCCCCUCUCCUCCAUCCCUCCCUCUCUCUCCCCUCCCUCUCUCCUUCCCCUCUCUCUCCUUCCCCUCUCCCUCUUCCCCUCCCCCUCUCCCCUCCCUCUCUCCACUUCCUCUCUCUCUCCCUCCCUGCUCCCUCCUUCCUUUGUCUCCAUCUCUUUCUGUUUCUCUCUCUUUCCAUGUGUGUGUGUGUGUGUGUGUGCCUCACUCAGGUGUAAUAGACCCAGUGGAUUUGGGGUGAAUACCUUCGUUCCUGCUAGUUUUUGUGCAAAAAAAAAUGUCAAGAAUGAAAGCAUUAGAGUUAUGUUGUUGCACGUGAAGGGAAUGAAAAGCUUAUUUUUAAUAAGUGGGGAGAUUAGCAAAACUGGAAUUUUAGAACCUCAGAUUUUCAAAGUUCAAAGUAAACAUGUUAUCAAAAUAUGUGUAUAUCACCAUGUACAACCCUGAGAUUCAUUUUCUUGUAGAUAGACAAGGUAGAACAAAUUAGAAUUGAUGAAAAACUACACAGAAAGACUGACAAACAACCAAUGUGCAAAAGAUCAGCAAAUAUGGAAAAAAAUUAUAUUGAGAGUAUGAGUUGUAUGCACAGUCCUUGAAAGUGAGUCCAUAGAUUUUGGAAAUUUGGGUUAAUCCUCCUGCUUCACAAGCUUACAGAAACCACCUUUUUAAAAUAUUUGCCACAGGUAAAUUCUCCCCGGAGGUUGAUGGUAGUUCUGGGUCCAUCAGCACGAGUCAGUACGGGACAGAGGCAGAGGCUGGUUAUUUGCCUCUGAGUCGGCUGUGAAAUGUCUCACUGUCAUGGACACUUGCUACGAUGGCUUUGAGAGGAGAGAGUAGUAUCGGUGCUGGGAGCCGCAAUCUGCACUUCCACACGGUGUAUGUUAACAAUGCAUUCUGUUCAAGUAUUUCAUCAAUUGGAAUUGUAUAAAAGAUGUGACCUGUAAAAAUAAUGAGAGUAAUUGGUGGAUGAGUUUUGAUCAGUGCCGCAUUGUUUUAAUCUUGUUUCCCCCAAGAGAUGAUCAUCUAUUUUAACAUUAAAAAUCUGAGUCUGAAUUUCA